AUGGCCUCCGCGGCUGUCUCCACCCCCAUCAAGUCCCACCGGGGCCUCUUCAACACCCGUACUGCUGGCGGACGGAUGCCUCUUACCCCUUCUCCUCAUCAGCAGGGCAAGGCCGUUCCUCUCAACCUGGACUCGUCUCCCUUCACCCCCGAGAAGCAGCCUGGUAAUGAAACCCGUGCCUCGUCCAGGUCCGUGUACGGCGGCAACCUGAUGUCCCACCUCACCCGAUCCACAUCCAAGCCCAAGCCUACACACAAAGACUCGCCAAAGACGAAGUCAAACAUUGCCCGCACCGUCCACACCCCCCGCAAGGCCCUCGAGCUGGGCGUCUCCGACUUCACCCUCGUAGGGACCGGCAACACCAAGGACCCCUCCAGUGCCAAGGCCAAGAAGGCUCCCAUCCGUCAGAAGUCCAAGACGACGCUCAACUACUCGGGGGACCGCUUCAUCCCCAACCGCUCCGCCAGCUCGGGAAUUUCUCACACCGGCUCCAGCAAGCUCGAUGUCACCGACCGUAAGCGUUCCAAGACCACAGCCACCACAAGCACCACAACUACCACUUCGAGCUCUUCUGUGCUCUCGUCUGCUGCCGAUGAGGCUGCUGCCGCUCUAGAGGGCCUGACCAUCGGUGGCGAUGAGGAGGAGGAGGAGGCCACGACCUACAACCGACCAUCCCCCAACACGGCUGCGUACCAGGACUCGCUGGCCAACGCCUGCGGUGUCAAACUCAACACCCGUAUCCUCGAGUUCAAGCCUGCUCCCCCAGAAUCCUCCAAGCCCAUCGAUCUGCGCCAGCAGUACAACCGUCCCCUGAAGUCGGCCAGCUCCAGCUCUGCCCAGACGCGCCGCCGCAUCGCCACGGCUCCCGAGCGUGUCCUCGAUGCACCCGGUCUGAUUGACGACUACUACCUGAACCUGCUUGACUGGAGCUCCGGCAAUCAGGUUGCCAUUGGCCUGGAGCGCAACGUCUACGUCUGGUCUGCCGACGAAGGCAGCGUCAGCUGCCUGCUCGAGACAUCGCCCGACACGUACGUCAGCAGCGUCAAGUGGUCUGGCGACGGGGCCUACGUUAGCGUCGGUCUCGGAACAGGCGAGGUCCAGAUCUGGGAUGUUGCCGAGAACCAGAAGAUCCGCAGUAUGUACGGCCACGACACCCGUGUCGGUGUCAUGGGCUGGAACAAGCACCUGCUCUCGACCGGUGCCCGUAGCGGCCUCGUCUACAACCACGAUGUGCGCAUCGCCGAGCACAAGGUUGCCGAGCUCGUCUCCCACACCUCGGAGGUCUGCGGCCUCGAGUGGCGCUCGGACGGUGCCCAGCUCGCGACUGGCGGCAACGACAACCUCGUCUCCAUCUGGGACGCCCGCUCCCUGUCGGUGCCCAAGUUCACCAAGACCAACCACAAGGCCGCCGUCAAGGCCCUUGCCUGGUGCCCCUGGAACAUGAACCUGCUCGCCACCGGCGGUGGUUCGUACGACCGCAACAUCCACUUCUGGAACACCACCUCGGGUGCCCGCGUCAACAGCAUCGACACUGGUUCCCAGGUCACCUCGCUCCGCUGGAGCCCCCACUACCGCGAGAUUGUCAGCUCGAGCGGCUUCCCGGACAACUCGCUGAGCAUCUGGAGCUACCCCACCAUGGUGCGCAACGUGGAGAUCCCUGCCCACGAGAGCCGUGUUCUCCACAGCUGCCUGAGCCCCGACGGCCAGAUGCUCGCCACCGCCGCCGCCGACGAGAGCCUCAAGUUCUGGAAGGUCUUUGAGAAGAAGGCCGGUGCUGCUGGUAGCAUCAGCGGUUCCGGCUCUUCGAGCAAGGCCGAGAUGGCUAAGCAGAUGACUAUCCGGUAA
Molecule: messenger RNA, 1845 nt
Organism: Geosmithia morbida
Lineage: Eukaryota; Fungi; Ascomycota; Sordariomycetes; Hypocreales; Bionectriaceae
Product: cell division cycle 20, cofactor of APC complex
Exons: 1
Coding region: 1-1845 (614 amino acids)
Biological process (GO): positive regulation of ubiquitin protein ligase activity; positive regulation of anaphase-promoting complex-dependent catabolic process; anaphase-promoting complex-dependent catabolic process
Cellular component (GO): anaphase-promoting complex
Molecular function (GO): protein binding; ubiquitin ligase activator activity; anaphase-promoting complex binding
Source: RefSeq, a predicted model, not a curated record